Ictalurus furcatus (blue catfish) is the source of this 3403-nucleotide messenger RNA. RefSeq names its product mannosidase, beta A, lysosomal (gene manba). Bases 200 to 2872 code for a protein of 890 amino acids. The transcript has 17 exons. Gene Ontology annotation, molecular function: beta-mannosidase activity. NCBI's taxonomy places the organism in Eukaryota, Metazoa, Chordata, Actinopteri, Siluriformes, Ictaluridae. The record is from RefSeq and is a predicted model, not a curated record. Gene Ontology annotation, biological process: glycoprotein catabolic process; carbohydrate metabolic process.
CUUCUUUUUUGAAUAACGGUUUGAACACACUGAACUGGAGUGUUAUUUGGGUCUGCGCAGUCAUGCAUCUAUCAACUGACUGCGCGUGUGAUUGUAACUUCCGGGCUGGUCAAAGUACUAAAAACGUCACAAUCGUGAUUUUAUAAGUAAAGACGAGAUGGUUUACGCGUGGUUAGCACUUUAGUAUCAGACAUUAACCAUGUGGAACAAGUCUGGACCUACUUAUGUGUUUUUCUGCGUUUUCUUAGCAUUUCCCGCGUUGUUUCUGUGCAAAGUAAGGUCUCAAAGUUCGGGGGUGUAUGAGUUGCUCCUGGACGGGACAUGGAAAUUACAGAACUCUAAUGGUUCCGUCUCACUCAAUGCACAAGUACCCGGAUGUGUCCAUACAGCAUUGCAGCAACAGCAGAUUAUUGAGGAUCCAUACUAUCGGUUUAAUGACCUGGUCUACAGAUGGAUCUCUCUAGAUAACUGGACGUACACCACUUCGUUCUCUGUGCCUGACCAUGUCAAAGUGAGUAGGAGAGCUGUUCUCACAUUUGAAGGUGUGGACACAAUCUCCACUAUAUCUCUAAAUGGAGACGUCAUCGGAAAGACAGACAACAUGUUCCGGAGAUAUGACUUUGAGGUUGCAGGACUACUUAAGGAUGUUAAUGUUCUGAAAGUAUGGCUCAUGUCAGCCGUGACCUACGCAGCAGAGCGAAGUCAAUCCCACGCUUCAUACAAAGUCCCCCCAGAAUGUCCUCCUGCUGUACAGAAAGGAGAGUGUCAUGUAAACUUUAUUCGAAAGGCACAGAGCUCAUUUAGUUGGGAUUGGGGGCCAUCUUUCCCCACUCUUGGCAUCUGGAAGAGUGUUCGUCUACAGUCUUUUCUUAACCUUAGGCAGUUGAGUUUUAUCGCCAAUCCUAAAUAUGACUCUGUCCUGUCAUGCUGGACUGUGGAAGUAGAGUUGUUCUUUGAUGUCACUACAGCCUCAGUGGGUGCUGUCCAUGUGUCUAUGCCACAGUUACAGUCAGAGGUGAAUGUUCCUCUUUUUCUCAGACCUGAACGAAGCAACACAUCCGUACUCCUUCAGAUCAACCAGAGUGUUACAGUUGAUCUGUGGUGGCCCUUUGGACAUGGACAACAACCUCUGAAGUAUCUUCUAAUAGAUAUCAACAUGGAGGGUGGAGAGACAUUUCAUGCAGAGAAACUGAUUGGUUUCCGUACUGUGGAGUUGGUACAGGAACCUAUUCCUGCUUCUCCUGGCCUCAGCUUCUACUUCCGUAUCAAUGGGCAACCCAUCUUCCUGAAGGGCUCGAACUGGAUUCCGGCUCAUGCCUUCCAGGACCAGAUUACUGCAGACAAUUUGACUCAACUGCUCUUGUCGGCACAGAUGGCAAACAUGAAUGUUUUGAGAGUGUGGGGAGGUGGAAUCUAUGAACAAGAUCUCUUUUAUAUUCUGUGCGAUCAGCUCGGCAUCAUGGUUUGGCAAGACUUCAUGUUUGCGUGCGCGCUAUAUCCUACAGACCAAGAUUUAAUUGAGUCGCUGCGAGAGGAGGUCAUUCAACAGGUACGACGGCUCAAGUCGCACCCCUCCGUGGUCAUCUGGAGUGGAAACAACGAGAAUGAGGCGGCUAUAGCAGCCGAUUGGUUUUCUAUUCCUCCUGCUGAGAAGCCUCGCUACGUAAAGGACUACAUUCAACUGUAUGUGGAAAAUAUCAGAGAGAUUGUACUGCAGGAGGACAGCACAAGACCUUUCCUGGUGUCUAGCCCAACCAAUGGUGUGAAUUCUGAGAAAGAAGGCUGGGUGGCAAAGAACCCCUAUGACACUCAUUAUGGAGACGUCCACUACUACAACUACCUCACUGACUGUUGGGACUGGAGGACAUUUCCCCACGCACGCUUCAUCUCUGAGUACGGCUUUCAGUCCUGGCCUUCACUGUCCACCCUCAGUAAGGUGUCAGUCGCUACAGACCGGGAUUUCAACAGCACGUUCUCGCAACAUCGACAACACCAUGAGUCUGGAAAUCUGCAGAUGCUUAUGCAAGCAUCACUACAUUACAUCCUUCCCAACAACACAGACCUCAGGCAAAGAUACCAAGACACUAUAUAUAUCACGCAGGUCAUGCAGGCCCAGUGUGUAAAAGCGCAGACGGAAUUCUACCGCCGCAGUCAGAGUGACAUUGUUAAGGGUGAAGGGCACACCAUGGGUACCCUCUACUGGCAGCUGAAUGAUAUUUGGCAGGCACCCUCCUGGUCCUCUAUAGAGUUUGGUGGAAAAUGGAAAAUGCUUCACUACUUGGCUGUGCAUUUCUUCAGUCCUCUCAUAUCAGUGGGGGUUGAGGAUAAAGGAGACUUGCUGAUCUAUGCUGUCUCUGAUAGGAACACAGAUUACACUCUGAAACUCACUGUGAAAUUAUACCAGUGGAACAGUUUUUCUCCUCAGUGUUCUCUGGAGUCUGAUCAGGCAAUGGUGAAAGGGGGUGGGGUCACAAAGGUGUUUCAGUCUCCAGUCUCCACGGUGCUAAAAAACUGUGGAAAUUGCACUCGGAAAUCAUGUGUAGUCACCUUUUUCCUCAGUGGCCCAGAAGGUGUAACGAGUCCCUCCAACUACCUGUUCCUCAGCUCACCAAAAGAGGCUGAAGGCCUUCAAAAUCCCAACAUCACGUUCACUGUGAAGGAUACUGGGAUUAAGAUCAUAGUGAAUCUCUACUGCUCAUCACCUGCACUGUUUGUGUGGCUGGAUGCGGAUGAUAUUCCAGGCUUCUUUGAUGCCAAUGGUUUCUUGCUGAUAUCUGAGAAAUACACUGUUUAUUUCAGAAAAUGGGGAAACACCACCAUUCAGGAGUUCACUACUAAGCUGCGCAUUACUUCCCUCCGAGACAUCUACUGAGUGUGUGUUGGUUGGUGUGAAUGAGUAGACAUGUAUGUAGUGUGUAUUUACCGUUGUUUAUAUUGCAUGCAUUGAUUCUGUACUCUGGGGUAUGAUGGUACAGCAGGUACUGUUACCACCACACAGCUGUGGGGUCCCCAGGUCGAUCGUGAGCUUAGGCUACCCUGUGUGAAGUUUCGCAUGCUCUCCUGUGUCUGUGUGAAUCUCCUGUGGGUUCUCAAGUUUCCUCCCACUUCCCAAAAAUAUGCCACUAUAAAAUGACCAUAGGUGUGAAUGAGUGUGUGAAUGUGUGUGUGCAUAGGUCCAUCACAAUAGACUGGCGUCUCAAUUGUGGUGUAUUUCUGUCUUCAGCAGUCUUUAGUAUUCCUGGGAAAGGCUCUGCGUCAACUGAUAAGGAAUGAAUGAUUCUGUGCACUUUUAGAUAAAACUGUUCUCUAACAUUCCAGAAAAGGGUUCAACUUGUAACGUUUUCUGAAAAAAAGGGUUUUUUUUUAACCCUUUCAUGCUUAAAUUAUAUAUAUGUGUGUGUGU